UGUCAGAAACUCAAGUUUGCACUCAUUUUCAUCUAAGAAUUACAUUACACGAAAUGAUACAAACCGGUCAAUAUCCACGUGCUGCCCAAAUAGCAAAUCUAUAAGCCACAAUCUAAAAGUUAGUGUGUUAUUAUGAUGUAAAGUUAAGUGUUAUUGUGGAAUUGCAUUACUGCAAAGUUUUUGUAAAAAAGUUGUAUUAUUUAACAAUCUGGGUUAUGAACAAUUUACAGAUUUACUAGUUGCAUUUUGUACACCACUCAAAGAGAUGAAUAUACAGGUGUAUCGUAAUGAAUAGGAACAAAUUAAUGUUUAGAUCGUCAAUAUUCAAAACAACAAUGUCGAGGAAAACGAGGUACUGAACUACAAACACGUCUGCAUGGAAGCCAUUUAACUGAACUAAUUCCAGUGCAGUUUCAUUCCCUAAGUAACGCAACUGCAUUAUCAGAAUUGAAAAAAAGUAUUGAGUGUUAAAGGAAGAUAUUUAAAAACAUCCGAUUCUACAGCAUUUACUUGGUUUGAGUCAUCCAACAAAAAAGCCUUUUUACACAAAAACAAUCGAUUGACAACGUUGAAUCCAUACAACCUUCCAACCACGUGUUUAAAAACUAGAAUAAACAGGAACCAUGCUAUACCCAGCAACAUACAUUGCAACGUGCCGGCCACUGCAGCUGCACCAUUGCAUUCAAUCUACAGUAAACUUGCAACAAAACCGGCUUCACGAAUAAAAUCGGACUGUCUUGAGGUUGUUCAACAACUAGAUAUUACUCGGGAGUCUCUAUGUGAUCAUAAUAGACCGAACAGUACGCGUUUGCAUUUUAAGACAAGUAGUAUACAAACUAUAUUGAAAUAUUAUCAGAGUAACGGUAUUCUGUGGCACAUCAACUACAUACAGCGUUGCUUGUCAGUAGACCAAAAGAAACACAAUAUAUCUCUAGUAUCAGAUAUUGAACCAUUUUCAAUAUCAAAAACAUCAAAGUAGUAAUAUUUACCAGCAAGGUAAAACUAAAAAAAAUAUACUUCGAGUAUUAUGAACACAUUUUCGAUUGAAGUAAUAAACGAAGCAAAACGAGACAAGAUCAACGCAUUGUUAGAUGAUUUUCGUCAAAUAAAACUGGAACCGAGUAAUGAAUCUGAGCCGUCACGAUGUGCGCCAAAAAUCAUUCUUACGGACUUUUCCAGCAAUAAUAUAGAUCAUAUAAAAAAUAGUGAACAAUAUGUAAAGAACAAAUUAUUUGAAGACAAAUCGGAGACAAAUAAUAAUGACCAAGGAACAGACUUUUCCUCAAUUCAUUAUUGUGCUAAUGAAUGUGUUCGAAAGGAUAGCCGUAAAAGAAAUGUGAACAACAAUAACAGUGAGGGACAUAAUUUUCUUUCGAUUCCUGAGUUAUAUUACAGCGAAAAAAGUGUAUCUAAAUCGAACAUUUGUGAUUGCUACCGCAGUGAAGCUAGACCACCGUGACGUUGAAAAUUUUAACUUUGAAUACUUUGCGUAAGUAAGUGUAUCCAUAUGUGAUAAUAAAUGUGCGUAAAAUACUUCAUUCCCUCAGGAGAUCGUAUAGCAUGGUUUCAAUUAUGGAUGUAAAAUCGGAUAGACAGGCCUGUGAUAAUCGUGUAAUAGUAUCGCAAAGUGCGGUAAGCCAAAAGUCGAUUGAUCUAGAUAUCUCGCUUAGACCAAUCAUCUCACCGACAGAAGAUCGUGAUACAGGUAGUUUGGCGUCGAAUAAUCCAAAUACUAACGUGAAACAGUCACAGCAGCCUUGUUCAUCUUCAGUGUCAUCUAUAGCGACUGGAUCCGAUUCGUACAACCAUGAUAUUACCGAUACAGAUUUGGCAAAAAAAAGUAUGAAAUUAAAUUUGGUGAGCUCAUCUAAUAAUAAUAAGUUUGCAGAAAGCAGUAUUCAUCACGGAUCAAUCAAGGCAGAAUCUUCAGAUACCAGUGCAGGAGCUAGCACCAGUAGCGUUGUUACAACUACCACAGCUAUCAUCAUGAAGCAUCGCAAACUGAAAGACCGCUCGUUAAGCGAUGAAAUAGGAUCUCCUAAAUCACCUGCGGCAACAACAGGUAUGGGCAUCACUGAUUGCGCAUUAAUGUAUGCCCCUACAAUAUCACCAUCCAUUCAAUUAGAAGUAGUCGACGAUCGGAAAGCACUAAGAGAUGCUCUGUAUCAAGGAAUAUUUCAUCGACAUCGGCGAACUAUAUUUGCCGUGGGAAGCUUUCUACGCAUGUUGAAAAGUCGAAAUUCUUCAUACAAUACAAUCCGCAGUUCCUCCGAGGGAGAGGACGAUACAAAAUGAUCGUGCAUUAGAUAAAUUGUUAUCUAAAAAAUGUAGUAGGGAUUCGAUAAAUGUCUAGAUAGAAUUUUCUAGUCAUUACAUCUAAAAUAUAUGUCAUUUUAAAACAUUAUAAUUUAUAAACAUAAACCAAAAAUUUAAAGUUUAUCCCACCGAAACAAAUUUAAGUGUGUUAAAAAAUUGUAUUAUUCCAUUUAAUUAAUUUAUAAUAAUAUUACAUAAAUCAGAAUAGGCUCAAUUUAUCUCAUUAUUUUACAGCUUUAAAUAGUGUGUUAAUGAACUUUAUUUACAAAACGGUGAAGAACAAGAGCUUUGUUCAUAGGAUCAUUUGCAAUCGAAUUAUUUGAUGGGUUGUUGAUACUCUACAGCUUUUUUUUAACUCUAGAGCGAAUAAAACGACCAAUAUAACCCCGGUGAUACAUAACAUCAACAGUAACUAUCUGCCAUUAAAUGUUGAAUGAAAUGCGUAGAAUUUCUUUAUUUGGAUUACGCAUUUUUUUUUAAUUUAUUGCAUAUAGACAUUUCUGGCAAUUAAGGUUAUCGUUAUACGAGAUCUAAUUUACACCUCUUUAAAAUCAAAUAAAAUUAUAUCAAUUUUAUGACAGAUAUAGUGUUAUAGCAUUUGUCAUAGCUUAAUAUUCAUAUUCUCUAUUCCUCGCUCGUUCCGUUCGUUGAAUUUUUAUUAAUUAUUCUGUACCUUUGCCACAACAAACCAUAGAUAGAGUUCACGUUUAUUUUAUCAAUUACUUCGUCAACAGCUAUGCACAUAAAAUAUUUAACAAUUAAAUAUUUUUUUGUGAUCCCGUUUAUAUGAUUUGACAAACUACGUCUUUUUCUUAUUCAUAGUUCAUAUCACUAUAUUAAAACAUAUAUAGCUAUCUACAUACACAUCAUCACAAAGUUUGUCGAGUUUUUUUUACUAUUCCCAGGGGUUUGAAAAUGUUCCCAACAAAAUGUUUCUGUUCUUGAAAUUAAUGGCUUGAUAACUGUUCUGGCACGGAAUUAUAAAUUUAAUUAUGUUGGACGGAGAAAUUGUUAAAACAGUGUAUAGUGCUAUUUUUUAAGUAGUUUAUCAGAUGAUUUGAAAGCAAUGUGCUAGAUAAUUUAUUCAUUCAAUUCAAAACAGGCAUCGCAUGGUUUAAUAUUGCCAUCGAUUAAUAUUCAUAAUAUUUAUCCAAAGGUUUACUGCCAAUUGAAACAAUCAUGUUGAAGCGAGCAAAGUUAACAAGGAAAUGAGUAGAAUUUUAUUACUAAACCACUAAUACAACCAAUGAACGAAAAAAAAGUAAGGACUGAUAUGUUGGUUAAAGCUUUUAGGUCACUCGCAGGAUGAAGUAAAACAUGCGUAAAACAAGUCCUUUGAACAUUAGAUAAUAGAAAAAACCCCAUUUUCAAAUCAUUCCAAUAUUAGUGAGAGAAAAUAAAUAUUAGCUAAUACCCGCCCCAUAGUAUUGAGUAUUGACGCUCUGUUCAAAAUGUUGUGCAAAAAAGCGAACAAAAAAGAUGGCCAGGCACGGCCCGGUGUUCCAGAAUUUUAUACAAAGAUCCAUCAAGCGAAUAACAAUGGCUAAGUCGAAACGGAAAAAGUAGAGUAUAACAACCAUAUAUUUUCCGGAAUGAAAUAAUUGAACGCAUUUUUAAAUGAUAUCCAAAGAGCUGCAGUUUUAAACUUAGCAAAACGAAAAAUCAGAUACGAUAUUACUAAGGUAUUCAUUUCAUCCAUAUACUUACAAUGAGAUAACAGUGUAGAAAACUGCAUGUAUAGAUUUGUGAAUAAAAGCACGAUGAUGAAAAUGUAGUUAGCGAAAAACUGUUAUACAAAAAAUAAAAUACACACAUGCAUUAUUGAUCCUAUUACCAUGAGAACUAAAGAUGAGUGUUGUGUUAAGGUAUAACUUUUUUUUUUAUUUCGAGCAAAUAUUAUCUUUACGAAUUACAGUCUUUCCCAGAGAUACGUGACACUCUAGCUACGCGAAUUUUUAAUUUUGACUUAUUUACGAUAUACGGGUACAAUUUUCUCUAACUAUUCUCAAAUGUAAAAAUAAAUUGCUUUUUUGCUCAAAGUUUGAAAGUACUGUAACGACAGAGAUAACAAAAUUUUCUACAUGAUUUGUAUUCAAUUAGAAAUUAAUUAACACAUUUAAGUAAUAACAUUAAUAAAUUUUAUAAUGUAUUUAUCAGC
Anopheles gambiae (African malaria mosquito) is the source of this 4474-nucleotide messenger RNA. RefSeq lists its product as uncharacterized. The record is from RefSeq and is a predicted model, not a curated record. Lineage: Eukaryota; Metazoa; Arthropoda; Insecta; Diptera; Culicidae. Bases 1561 to 2295 code for a protein of 244 amino acids. The transcript has 3 exons.